AUGAAGCAAACUAAUCGAAUUCGUAUACAUCAUACUAAAAACAAUGAUAAUGUUCUAAUGGACCUAUGGACCAGAUCCAGCGACUUGGACGAAGCAUCUACUUACAAUCCUGAAGAGAUGAAUACCUACCAUCUUUUUACCAGAGAAAACCCAACCCUUAGUCAACCGAUACUGGCGAACAACGAGAUUUGGCUGGAAACCACACACUACAACGCUAGCAAGCGAACAGUAGUUCUCAUACAUGGUUGGCUAGACACUAUCACUUCUGAUUUUGUCACCUUAUUAGUUCAAGCAAUACUUCAAGCAGAGGAUGCUAACAUUAUAGCAGUUGAUUGGAGUCCCGGGUCGGGAACGAUCAACUAUCCGGUAGCUGUACUAAAUACACCUAUAUCUGCGAAUGCCGUAGCCAAGUUUCUGGGCUGGUUGAACAACGUCGGUGGAUCUCGGUUAGAAGAUUAUCAUAUAAUUGGGCAUGGUUUGGGAGCCCAUCAGGCGGGCAUAGUCGGCAGGAUACUGGGUGGAUGGGUCGGGUAUAUUACUGCUUUGGAUCCUGCAUUCCCAGGCUGGGUGACAAACGAGGACAGGUUCAAACCUACAGAUGGGAUGUAUACUGAAGCUAUCCACACAAACGCGGGGCUUCUUGGCUAUCUGAGCCCUGUGGCUGAUUCUGACUUCUAUCCCAAUGGAGGGAUCGAUAUGCCAGGGUGCUACAGUCAAGAAUGUGAUCAUAAUAGAUCAUAUCACUACCUGGCUGAGUCAAUCAAGAGCGGUGGCUUCGUGGGUAACCGGUGUUACACCUACGGGUCAGCCAUGUCCGGACACUGCUUCUUAGGGGGGAAGCUCAGAAUGGGAGGGAUUAACUCCAAACCUGGACAAACCGGUAUCUUCUUCUUACGGACAAACGCAAGCCCGCCGUUCUCCCGCGAAUAA
Molecule: messenger RNA, 930 nt
Organism: Spodoptera litura
Lineage: Eukaryota; Metazoa; Arthropoda; Insecta; Lepidoptera; Noctuidae
Product: pancreatic lipase-related protein 2-like
Biological process (GO): lipid catabolic process
Molecular function (GO): lipase activity
Source: RefSeq, a predicted model, not a curated record